Molecule: messenger RNA, 1557 nt
Organism: Penicillium argentinense
Lineage: Eukaryota; Fungi; Ascomycota; Eurotiomycetes; Eurotiales; Aspergillaceae
Product: putative transcription initiation factor TFIID subunit 13
Exons: 2
Coding region: 1-1557 (518 amino acids)
Biological process (GO): RNA polymerase II preinitiation complex assembly; transcription by RNA polymerase II
Cellular component (GO): transcription factor TFIID complex
Molecular function (GO): protein heterodimerization activity
Source: RefSeq, a predicted model, not a curated record
AUGGAUCCGAACCAGGAAGCGGAGAGUUACUUAGCUGCCCAGAGGGAAGAGGGCCAUCGGUGGAUGACCGAGGACUGGCUCAGCCGACCUGUUCUGCCUGUCUCGUCCGCCCAGAGCACCGCCCAGCGCACCGCCCAGCCUCGAGCUUCCGUUGCUCCUUGCGCGGGCCCGAUUUCGACAGUCGCUUCGGAAGCGCCAACUCCUCGUCCCGUUCCCGCCGCGAGUCCGAAGCCUCCAGCUGCUGUUCCCGUCGCUGUUCCCGCGGGUCCUCGCUCUCCUGUCGUUGCGGUCGAGAAACCCAAGUCUGUCGCUUCGCCUGCAACUCUCUUCGUCGCCGGUCCGAGUCCCGUUGCUGCUCCGGCUGCAUACUACUAUCCAGUUCCCACGCCUAUUGCUGUUCCAGCAGCAUACUUUCCUGGUCCCCGCACUCAUACUGCUGCCUCGGCAGUAUAUAAUCCUCGUCCGACUUCUCCUGCUACUUCGGUAGCAUAUUACGAUCGACUAGCGGCUCCCACUGCUACUGCAGCAGCGUCUUCUAGAGUCGCUGCUCCUCCAACACAUAGUGUCGCCGGACCGACAUUUCGUCAAGUUGCUGCUCCUGCAGCUGGUGAAGCUGCAAUUCUUCCAGGUUAUCAGAUUGGAGCUUUGAUCAAAUACAUCAAUACUCCCACACCCCCCGUACCUGCUCCCGAGCCCGCUACCCCGUCUGUGCACACGCCUGCACCUGAAUCCUGGCAGCGUAUCCCCACCUCAACCGUCGAUCCAAGUCUAGCUUCAUAUUUCCGCGAACAUCCCCGCGAAGAAGCUCUUGUCCGGACAGGUGCCUAUCGCCUCGGUUUCGUUCCUCCUAAGCCGCGUCCAUCAGCCCUCAGAAAAGACCCCGAGGCCGCCGAAAAUCCCAACGAGCAAUCAACCAAGAACAAGAAGAAGAAAGUCGCCUUCAAUAAACGGACCAAUUUCAGGGAGUAUUUUGAUAAGAAUCCUAUCAGCAACGACCCUUUUAACACCUGGGACGAGGACGUCUAUUCGGAACCCGAAAACAAGAUGGCGGAACCACGUGCUCGUGUCGCAAGACACAAGGGACAGAUGAACUUUCCCACUGAGCUUCGUCUCCUUCUGCAAGCAUACGGUGACCCAGCUCCCCACAGCUCUUUCCCGCAAGAGCCUCUCCCCGAAACAGUUCGUGUACUCGACGAGAUUGUCACGGACUUCAUCCUCGAAUUGUGCCACGGGGCCGCACAAGUCGCACACCACGCCCGCCGACAGAAGAUCAAGGUGGAUGAUUUCCGCUUUGCACUGCGCCGGGACCCGAACAAGCUUGGUCGUGUGCAGGAGUUGCUGCGCAUGGAGCGUGAGCUGAAGGAGGCGCGGAAGGCAUUUGAUCAGAAUGAUGAUCAGGUCGCCAAGGAUGCUGGAAAGAAGGGCAAGGGCGCUGCUUCGGAUGAUGAGCCCACAGAUGCUGGAAAGAAGAACAAGGGCAAAGGGAAGCGUGCCGCUCGACGAGAGUCUGAUGCCACGGAAGAGUCAGUUCCUAAGAAGCGGAAGACCACCGGUUAA